AACGUCAUUGUCAUUACCUCGAAGUCGUCACACCUGCGCUGAAGUUUAGGACAGGAGCACGCGAGAGUCCUGUCAAAGCAGUUUUGUUUUUGUUUUUUUUUACCGCAAAUAAGUUUUGGAAUGAGUCUAUUUAAGUCUGUGGAUUUUAACAUCUCUACUAAACCAUGAUCACGUUCCUACAAUAUAUGGUUUUUUCAGUAUUGAUCGGGCUCCUCAAACCCACGGGGGCGUUUCCGCGGUCUGGCCUUGACUUGGGAGGCAGCAGGACACGGCGGGAUGUCACCUGCAGAGACAACCUGGAGUACCCGAACGGCAACAUCUGCUGUCUAAGCUGUCCAGCUGGUACACGUAUGAUAUCGCCCUGCACCAGAGCAGGAGAGAAGGGGCAGUGUGAGGAAUGCGACUAUGGAACAUUCACUGAGCACGCCAAUGGACUGAAGCAGUGUUUCAAAUGCACACAGUGUCGCUCAGAUCAGGAAAAUGUAAGGCUAUGUACUCUCAUUCAAGAUACUGAAUGUCAGUGCAAAUCGGGAAGAUUUUGUGCUCCUGACGAAGCAUGUGAGGUGUGCAAGAAGUGUUCAAGGUGUGAAAAAGAUGAAGUGAUAGCGAGGAACUGCACGCCCACUGCAAACACAGAGUGCAAGAAAAUCCAGCUCAGCUCUGGCUCUCCCUCAGCAAAUACCUGGGUGAUUAUGCUACUUUUACUGUUUGCUGCUGUGGGAAUUGCGGUAAUAGCCGUGUGCACGUGGAGACAUCGUAGAGCAACAGGUUCUCAGAGAAAUCUAUCUGAUGGGCCAAAAGCUGGACAGCAUUACAGUAACAAGUAUCCCACUGAGGAAAGGAGGAACGGAGAAACCCGAAGGCUGAGCUGCUCCAAUCUGAUGCUGCCCCGGCAACUGGUGAGAGCCAAAUCCUCCGCCGGCUUGGAGGAUGAGCGUAAAGUGCUGUGUGAAAGCCUCAGCAGCUCAGCCAGUAACUCCCAGCACAGUCUAACUGGCCUGCCCUCCCACCCCGCAUCUCCCCCCCGAGCCAGUCCCAUGGUCCCCAGACAGCCCAACAGGAGGGAAGAUGAGCAAUUUCCCAAGCUUGUCCCUGCAAAUGGUGAAGAGUCUUUGAGGAAAUGCUUUGGGUAUUUUGAAGAAAUAGACCUCGCCUACCACAAGAGAUUCUUCCGUCACCUUGGUAUCAAUGACAAUGUGAUCAAAAGCAAAGAUGACCUUCCCUAUGAAGACAGGAUCCACGAACUGCUGAAUAUUUGGGUGGAGAAAGAGGGCAGAGAAGCCAGCUUAAAUGACCUGCUGAAAGCAUUACUUGAUUUGAAUCAAAAGCGAACAGCUGAGACUGUCAAGGAGAAUGCUAUUGACAGUGGUCAGUACUUCUGUGAGUAUUAAUGAGAGGUGAAUUGUAGUCUUAAGAAUAACACUUGUGUUGUUAGAUCCUUGUUGCUGAAAGCUUAUGAACCAAACCAAUACGGGUUGGCGUAGCAUCACACAAGGCUACUGCCCAUAGCGAUCUUUUGGCUUGAGUAGUAAAUCUCUUCCCAAAAAGUUCUCAUAAAAGGGAAAGCAUGAGUAUUGUAGUCUCAUGAAUAUCACCUAUGGUGUGAGGUCCUUGUUGCUUCUUGAAAGCUUCUGCCUCGUCCAAGAGUGGUUGGCGUAGCACUGCACAAGGCUACCGCCCGUAGUAGUCUUUUGGUGGGGAAAAACCUGGCUUGUACACUUACAAAACUGCUCUUGCUUCAGUAAGGGCGUGUUACUGUGCUGUACAGCUCCGAUGGGGAAAUGCAGAGUAUUGUUAAGUCAAACCUGGCUUCAUCACAUGCCUGCUUGACCUUAUACACACUCCAGAAUGACAGCUUGAAUUUAUUUGUUUUUGUCUGACUGAAAGUGAUUUAUUUCCUUCAGUUCUACAUGGAGUGUUGAUAUUGAAGUAUUUAAUUACAAAAAGUGUUUGCUGUCUUGUAUUCCACAUGUACAAAGACUGCUUUUUACUUGAGUCCAGAAAAAUGUGCCCAGAUCUAGAGAUGUUUUUUUUCCUGUUUUUUUUUUCGUAAUGGUCGCACUGAUGCGAGACUCCAUGUACAGUGGAACAUGUAAAACAUUAAACAAAAUGUCUAGGGAUCAAUAGGAUUACUACAAGUAUAUUAAUUUAUUAUGGUGGAGAGCUGACUAUUGUAUGCUAGUUGAUUGACAGUGUUGUCUUGAUCAUGGUUCAGCUUGCCUGUUUUUUUACUUGCUCCUGAUCAAAAUGAAUUCAUGUGUCUUUUUUUUAUCUCCUGUCUGUGUUGUGCUUCUGGUCUAUUGUUACAUUUCAGUCAUAAUCCCGAUCACAGCAGUGACAUCUUGGAGGUUUUACAAAACCACAAGGUUCUACUGGGCACCACUGAUGUGCUCUACUAUAGCAUUGUAGUACUAAGUGCCUUGCCAAAGUGCCUUGUCUGUCUUAUUUUUGCCUAAUUGCAAUGUUAUAUUUUGUUUACAUUUUUUGUCUGUUGCUUUCUCUCACUUUCAGGUCUUGUAGUAUUUGUCAGCCUAUUGUUUCAUUUUGAUAUUUGUUUUUACAAACCUAUUGAAGGGUUUUUUUAUAGAAUAAUUUGAUAGGCACUGAAAUAUGCAA
This is a messenger RNA of Siniperca chuatsi (mandarin fish), 2616 nucleotides long. RefSeq names its product hematopoietic death receptor (gene hdr). The transcript has 10 exons. The coding region runs from base 165 to 1391 and encodes 408 amino acids. Gene Ontology annotation, biological process: positive regulation of apoptotic process; TRAIL-activated apoptotic signaling pathway. NCBI's taxonomy places the organism in Eukaryota, Metazoa, Chordata, Actinopteri, Centrarchiformes, Sinipercidae. Gene Ontology annotation, cellular component: plasma membrane; cell surface. The record is from RefSeq and is a predicted model, not a curated record. Gene Ontology annotation, molecular function: protein binding.